This is a messenger RNA of Nasonia vitripennis (jewel wasp), 920 nucleotides long. RefSeq names its product prefoldin subunit 6 (gene Pfdn6). Gene Ontology annotation, molecular function: protein-folding chaperone binding. Gene Ontology annotation, cellular component: prefoldin complex; cytoplasm. The transcript has 4 exons. Lineage: Eukaryota; Metazoa; Arthropoda; Insecta; Hymenoptera; Pteromalidae. The record is from RefSeq and is a predicted model, not a curated record. The coding region runs from base 446 to 826 and encodes 126 amino acids. Gene Ontology annotation, biological process: chaperone-mediated protein complex assembly; protein folding.
GUGCCCUACCUGCGAGCUUACCACUUCUUUGAGAGUAGCUAGCAGACGAUAACUUCUAUUCCGUUUUCUCUCCCGCUCUCUAACCACCAUAUUCCAAAUAUAAAACUGUCCAAGCCAAACAUGGCAAUAUUUUAGAUCGUAUCCGGUUCGCCACUUUGCUGUUCAAUCACUUUACUUAAUAUAAUGCUUCAGUACAUAGUUUUUAGUAUAGAUGUUUUCGAUUGACAGUUGGUUAAAAAAUAAAAGAAAUGUGUAGUAGUUUAUCAUCGGCUUGUUUACAAAUUUCGUAAUUACGCAUCACGGGUUUUAUAGAACGCACAGUUGAUAGCAUUACAAAUAUUUACAAAAAUUAACAAAAUUGCAACAAAAACGUAAUCCUUACAUAUUUAUAUAUUUUCAUUAGUUUUAGCUGUUAAUAAAACCUUGAACACUUUUACUAUUAAAAAUGGUUGAAGAAAUUCAAAGGAAGCUACAAAAUGAAAUUGACCAAUUCAAACAAGUUCAAAAAGAUUAUCAUAAAGCUUUAUCUAAACGACAACAGCUAGAUAGCCAAUUAAAUGAAAAUACAGUUGUCAAAGAAGAACUAGAUCUUUUAAAAGCAGGCAAUGAAGUUUAUAAACUUAUCGGACCAGUUUUAAUUAAACAGGAAUUAAUUGAAGCUAAAGAAAAUGUUAAUAAACGUAUGGCAUUUAUAUCUGCAGAAAUCAAGCACACAGAAAAUUUAAUAGUCACUUUAGAUAAAAAACAAGAAACGCAUAGAGAAAAUCUUGAUAAACUACAACAAUCUUUUCAGCAAGCUCAAAUAAGAGCUAAGAUAAAAAAUUAAUUGUAAUUUAUUUAUAAGUAAUAAUACGAUAAUAAAGAACUUGAUUUUGUCACUUUUAAAACAUUCUAAAUAAAAUGAAUACUAUUUCACCCUA